Molecule: messenger RNA, 3632 nt
Organism: Phyllostomus discolor (pale spear-nosed bat)
Lineage: Eukaryota; Metazoa; Chordata; Mammalia; Chiroptera; Phyllostomidae
Product: desmoglein-1-like
Exons: 15
Coding region: 213-3362 (1049 amino acids)
Biological process (GO): homophilic cell-cell adhesion
Cellular component (GO): plasma membrane; desmosome
Molecular function (GO): gamma-catenin binding; calcium ion binding
Source: RefSeq, a predicted model, not a curated record
GAGACCAACCCAAGUUUUUAGGGUGGGGAUCUAGACUGGUUAUACCUACCUUCAGUCCUUCUCCCAGCAAAGGCAGAAACACCUCAAAGCCUGCAUGUUGAACAUCUACUGACAAGUUAUUUUAAUCAGACAUCAGCUGGUCAGGGGGAAAGAAAAAGAACAGAGAACAGACAGCACUCCCCUGGUCUUGGAUGUAAGAGCAGCCAGCAGUGAUGGACUGGCGUUUCAGAACAGCUGCAGUGCUGUUCGUUUUUCUGGUGGUGGUGGAAGUUAACAGUGAAUUUCGAAUCCAGGUAAGGGAUUAUAACACUAAAAAUGGCACCAUCAAGUGGAAUACAAUCAGAAGGCAAAAACGUGAAUGGAUCAAGUUUGCUGCAGCCUGUCGUGAAGGAGAAGACAACUCAAAGAGGAACCCAAUAGCCAAGAUCCAUUCAGACUGUGCAGCCAACCAGCAAGUUACAUACCACAUCUCUGGAGUAGGAAUUGAUCAACCACCUUAUGGAGUCUUCGUCAUUAAUCAAAAAACUGGUGAAAUUAACAUAACGUCCAUAGUUGAUCGAGAAGUCACUCCGUUUUUCAUUAUCUACUGCCGGGCUGUAAAUGCUCAGGGCCAGGAUUUGGAGAGGGUUCUUGAGCUCAGAGUUAGGGUCUUGGAUAUAAAUGACAACCCUCCCGUGUUUUCUAUGUCUACUUUUCUAGGACAAAUAGAAGAAAACUCUAAUGCAAAUACACUGGUGAUGAAACUCAAUGCUACUGAUGCGGAUGAACCCAAUAAUCUGAACUCAAAAAUAGCCUUCAAGAUCAUAAGCCAGGAACCUUCUGAUUCACCCAUGUUUAUUAUCAACAGAUACACUGGAGAAAUUCGAACAAUGAAUAGUUUUCUAGACAGAGAGCAAUAUGGCCAAUAUUCUCUCUCUGUAAGAGGCUCGGACCGAGAUGGUGGGGCUGGUGGUAUGUCGGCAGAGUGUGACUGCAGCAUUAAAAUCCUCGAUGUCAACGACAACAUCCCAUACAUGGAACUGCCUUCAUAUUCUAUAAGUAUCGAUGAAAAUGCUCUGUAUUCAAACUUGCUCCAAAUUAGAGUCAUUGAUUUGGAUGAGGAAUUCUCAGCUAACUGGAUGGCAGUAAUUUUCUUUAUUUCUGGAAAUGAGGGAAAUUGGUUUGACAUAGAAAUGAAUGAAAGAACAAAUGUGGGAAUUUUAAAGGUUAUUAAGCCCCUAGAUUUUGAAGCUGUGAAGAAUCUGCAACUUAGUAUGGGUGUUAGAAAUAAAGCUGAAUUUCAUCAUUCCAUUAUGUCCCAAUACAAACUCACAGCGACUGCAGUCUCGGUGGAGGUGAAAAAUGUAAUUGAAGGCCCAGUGUUCCGUCCAGGUUCAAAGACAUUUGCAGUAAACAGUAGGAUGGGACAAAAUUAUAAACUGGGAGAUUUUGUAGCUACUGAUCUGGACACUCUUGGACCAUCAACGACUGUUAGAUAUGUAAUGGGAAAUAAUCCAGCCAAUCUGCUUGCUGUUGACUCGAAGACAGGAAUAAUUACUUUGAGGAAUAAAAUUACCUUGGAUCAAUAUAAUAUGCUCAAUGGAAAAUAUGAAGGAACAAUUCUGUCUAUAGAUGAUGGUCUUCAAAGAACUUGUACUGGUACAGUUAUUAUGAACCUAGAUGGUGAUGGCUGGGAAGUUCCUGAAACUACUAUAGCAGUUACCCCUGCUGGAGGUGAAACUACCCCAAAUGGAGGUGGAAAUACCAUUUGGGGACAGACUGAUGAGUGGGGUGUUGAUGGUGGAACAGGUCAAAGAGAACCUAUCGAAGCUGUGCCCCUUUACCAAGAUAAUGUGCAUUUUGGUCCUGCUGGCAUUGGGCUACUCAUCAUGGGAUUCUUGGUCCUAGGAUUGGUCCCAUUUUUGCUGAUCUGCUGUGAUUGUGGAGGUGCCCCCAGUGCGGGAGCUGGAUUUGAGCCCAUUCCUCCUGAAUGUCCGGAUGGAGCCAUUCAUUCAUGGGCAGUAGAAGGACCACAGCCCCAGCUGAUGAAUUUGACCACUAUCCCUGUACCACUGGAUAAUGCAAAUAUGAUCGAAUGUGUGGACACUUCAGGGGUUUACACAAAUGAAUAUUGUGGCAAAGAAAUGCAAGAUAUGGGAGGAGAAGAAAGAACAACAGGAUUUGAACUAACUGAUGCAGUUAAAACACCAGGAGCACGUGAGACAUGUCAAGAAUAUUCUGGAACAUUAAAAAGAAAUUCUAUGAGGGAAUGUAGAGAAGGAGGUCUGAAUAUGAACUUCAUGGAAAGUUACUUCUGUCAGAAAGCAUAUGCUUACGCAGAUGAAGAAGAAGGACGCCCAUCCAAUGACUGUUUGCUCAUAUAUGAUAAUGAAGGUGUAGGUUCCCCUGCUGGCUCUGUGGGUUGCUGUAGCUUCAUUGGAGAAGAGCUGGAUGAUAAUUUCUUGGAUACGCUGGGGCCUAAAUUUAAGAAGCUGGCAGAUAUCACCCUGGGAAAAAGUGUUGAACCAUAUCCAGACCUUGAUCCCUCAUGGCCACCUGAGAGCACUGGACCCAUUUACCCUCCACAAGAAACAGAGCCCCUUGCUAAUGGGCCUCCUCCCACCUCCCCAUGCUACGGCACUACCACAGUCAUUUCUGAAAGCACCUACCCCUCGGGACCUGGUAUACAGCAUCCUAUGCCUAUUCCUGAUCCUCUGGGCUAUGGUAAUGUCACUGUGACCGAGUCUUAUGCCACCUCUGGCACUCUGAAGCCCUCUGUCCACAUUCAUGAUAACCGACAUGCCUCAAAUGUGGUGGUGACAGAGAGGGUGGUUGGCCCGAUCUCUGGUGCUGAUUUCCAUGGAAUGUUAGAGAUGCCUGACUUGAGAGACGGCUCCAACAUUAUAGUGACAGAAAGGGUAAUAGGACCAAGUUCAAGUUUACCCACCACUUUGACCAUGCCUGACCCCAGAGAGUCUUCAAAUGUGGUAGUGACAGAAAGAGUAAUCCGACCCACUUCUGGAAUGGUGGGCACUUUGGGUAUGCACCCUGACUUAUCAAAUGCCCACAACGUGAUUGUGACAGAGAGGGUUGUCUCUGGCUCUGGCGUAACUGGAAUUAGUGGCCCAGCCGGGAUAAUUGGAGGCAGUGGCACAGUCAGCAGUGGCUUUGUUGGCAGUGAAGCUGGAAUAAGUGGUGGUGGCAUCAUGCUGAGUAGUCUGGAAGGAGGGGGGGGCCUGAGUAGCAGUAUGGGGAGGACAGCCACCAUUGGCCACAUGAGGAGCUCCUCUGACCAUCACUUCGGCCAGACCCUUGGAUCUGCCUCCCCUAGCACAGCCCGAAGUCGAAUCACAAAGUACAGUACAGUACAAUAUGCUAAAUAGCCAGGAUCCCAGUACACUUUUUCUCAGCAGUUGUGAUUUAGGUUCAAUUCCCACCAGAGAGCUAACAAUGUCAUUUAAGAUGCACAACUCAGUGCUAUGGUGCUACGGAGUUGUGGAGCAAGGUGUGAAACCACAGUGAGAAAAAUAGGUGAAAAAUAGGUGAAAACAGUGAGAAAAAUAGAUGCUGCUGGGCAAGAGCUCUCCAUAGCAUUUGUAAACUUUUUUGUUAUGUUAAUACUAAUGAAGCCAUUACAGGGAAGUAAAACUUGA